Mus pahari (shrew mouse) is the source of this 3721-nucleotide messenger RNA. It is a transcript of the gene Csnk1d, whose product is annotated as casein kinase 1 delta. Bases 324 to 1553 code for a protein of 409 amino acids. The record is from RefSeq and is a predicted model, not a curated record. Lineage: Eukaryota; Metazoa; Chordata; Mammalia; Rodentia; Muridae. The transcript has 10 exons. Gene Ontology annotation, molecular function: protein serine/threonine kinase activity; ATP binding. Gene Ontology annotation, cellular component: nucleus; spindle microtubule; cytoplasm. Gene Ontology annotation, biological process: peptidyl-serine phosphorylation; spindle assembly; non-motile cilium assembly.
AGUGACGUCACAGCGCGAUGGCGGCGGCUCCUUUAGGCAGCUGAAGGGGGAUUUAGGCCCGGAAGAUCCGAGUCCAUCCGCGGCGGGGAGAAGGCGAGCGGGGCCGGCAGGGGCCGGAGCAGCGGCGGCGGCGCUCGGACUGUCCCAUCCGCCCCGUAUUGAGGCGCUGAGAGCGACGGGGCGACCGGAAAGCGAUGGUGAAAGCGGGGCCGUGAGGGGGGCGGAGUCGGACGGGACCCGCAGUAGCGGCAGCAGCGGCGCCGCCUCCCGGAGCGCAGACCCAGGAAGCGGCCGGGCGGGCAGUAGCGAGCCGCACCGCUGCCAUGGAGCUGAGGGUCGGGAACAGGUACCGACUGGGCCGCAAGAUCGGCAGCGGCUCCUUCGGAGACAUCUAUCUCGGUACGGACAUUGCUGCGGGAGAAGAAGUUGCCAUCAAGCUUGAAUGUGUCAAAACCAAACAUCCUCAGCUCCACAUUGAGAGCAAGAUCUACAAAAUGAUGCAGGGAGGAGUGGGCAUCCCUACCAUCAGAUGGUGUGGGGCCGAGGGGGACUACAAUGUCAUGGUGAUGGAGCUACUAGGACCCAGCCUGGAAGACCUGUUCAACUUCUGUUCAAGGAAGUUUAGUCUCAAAACUGUUCUGUUGCUUGCUGACCAAAUGAUAAGUCGUAUUGAGUACAUUCAUUCGAAGAAUUUUAUCCACCGAGAUGUGAAGCCAGAUAACUUCCUCAUGGGGCUGGGAAAGAAAGGCAACCUGGUCUACAUCAUUGACUUUGGGCUGGCCAAGAAGUAUCGGGAUGCACGCACCCACCAGCAUAUCCCCUAUCGAGAGAACAAGAACCUCACAGGGACGGCACGCUAUGCCUCCAUCAACACACACCUUGGCAUUGAACAAUCUCGAAGGGAUGACUUGGAGUCUCUGGGGUACGUGCUGAUGUACUUCAACCUGGGCUCUCUCCCCUGGCAGGGGCUGAAGGCCGCCACCAAGAGGCAGAAGUAUGAGAGGAUCAGUGAGAAGAAGAUGUCCACUCCCAUUGAAGUGCUGUGCAAGGGCUAUCCUUCUGAAUUUGCCACAUACCUGAAUUUCUGCCGUUCCUUACGUUUUGAUGACAAACCUGACUACUCCUACCUGAGACAGCUCUUCAGAAAUCUGUUCCAUCGCCAAGGCUUCUCCUACGACUAUGUGUUCGACUGGAACAUGCUCAAAUUUGGUGCCAGCCGGGCUGCAGAUGAUGCUGAACGGGAACGCCGGGAUCGAGAAGAACGAUUAAGACACUCCCGGAAUCCAGCCACUCGUGGCCUCCCUUCUACAGCUUCCGGCCGUCUGCGGGGAACCCAGGAAGUGGCUCCCCCAACGCCCCUUACCCCUACCUCACACACGGCCAACACCUCUCCGAGGCCCGUCUCUGGCAUGGAACGAGAACGGAAAGUGAGUAUGCGGCUGCACCGUGGGGCCCCAGUCAACGUCUCCUCAUCUGAUCUCACGGGCCGACAAGAUACCUCUCGCAUGUCCACCUCACAGAAUAGCAUUCCUUUCGAACACCACGGCAAGUAGCUGCUCGUCUCCAUCGGAAGGCAGCACUGGAUUCCCGGUCGGGUGGCUUCCAGUGGUCUUCAGUCUGUCGUGCACCGAUGAGAACUCUCCUUUUUGCUGUGAAGGGCAGACAAUGCAUGGCUGAUCUACUCUGUUACCAAUGGCUUUACUAGUGACACGCCCCCCGGUCUAAACCCGAAAUGUUAACGCCGGGAGCUCUCCAGGCCACUCACCCAGCGAUGCACAUGGGGAAUCAAAACACAAACUAAAUGGACAGGCUCCAAGAGCUGCCAUCGCCAGGGGCUGCCACCGUGGCCCCGUGUGAGCUCAGUUAUCAUGGGGCUGGGACGAAGAGCAGAGGCUGGGAGACCAUUGCAGAGAACCCAACUCCCUGUGAAGAGCCUCUCAGCUCCCACCAGUGGUGGCGGACCUGCGCUCCCUGAUGAUCCCACCGCAGCUACCAGUCUUCUACUUGGUUAAGACAGUUUUGUAUCAUUUUGCUAAAAAUUACUGGCUUAAAUCUGUGUAAAGAAAUCUGUCUUUUUAUUGUUUCUUUCUUGUCUGUUUUUGCGGUCUUAAACAAAAAAAAGAUGUUGACCUUAAAGAGUCCUAAGACACGCUGGCUUGGAGCUUCUGUGUAAAUGGAGGCAGGCAAGAGAGGGGCACACGUGAGUGUCGAGGAUGCGUGUGGCGUUCUGUUUUGUUUUCUCAUGUUGUGCUGUUCACUUUGGAAAGGAACUUUUCAUCAGUUGUGUAUGUGUGUGUGUGCGUGUGUGUGCGAGCGCGUGUGUGUUUUGUGGGCUCCCAUCAGCCUAAUUUGGGCAUCUUGCUUACUCUUUCCCACUGUAAGCUGAUAGGCCUGCAGUCAUCAGAGCAGGCACAACUGCCAUGGCGUGAGGGCUCGGCAAAGCACCGCGCACAGCGCGGCACAGCAGUCUUCCCAAGGAGGCAAGAAGGAAGUCAGAACUGAAGAACCCACAUGCUGAGACCCGGGAGCCCUCUGGGCUGCUGGAGAGCUCCAAGAGUCACAGCUGAGCUUGUGUUUGUGGUUUCUAGGGAGAGGAUUGCUGUUUGGUAGGAUUGGUUUCCUCUUUGCCUUUGAACUUGGGAAGUUGCAGAAUAGACUGAAUUGUCCCAUGCAGAUGCCACUUGGGUUUGUCAUGGUUUCUCUGCUCAGAGCCAGGGAGCAGGCUGUCCUAGAAACACGCCGUGGUUUACCCAGAGGGACCAGUGGCCAAAGGGAAUCAACCCUGAAGUGCCAAGAAGCAGGUGACUGCCUACCUGACUCUCAAACCUUCACCUCCAGAAAGGUGUGGUGCCACACGCUGCAUGAUCUUCAGCUGGACACACUGCGGGCUGGGCUGCUCUGCCGCUGGCGGUUAGGAUGUCACCAUGCUCUUCCCAACCAUGUGCACCGGAUAUGAAGAGACAGCAGGACCUGAGCUCCCCAUUUGAGAAAUGGGGUGCAGUACAUGUGUGGGUCCAUCUCUGAUUUUCCCUGUCAGCCUAUGGAGAGUUAUGCUGGUUACUUCGCUCCCUUGGAGGUUUGGCCUCUAAUGGUGCCACCAUGGCUUCUCCCCUCUUCCCAGAGUUCCCUGGCUCUGAGCACUGGCCCAGGGUUGGGGGGACACACUGCUGAUGUGUUAUAUAGCAUCCCAGAAUGUGGCUGUUAACUGUGCCUGCCAGCCAUCUGAGCCUGUGGGUGCUUCUCUCUGAAUCCCGAGCUGGUUACUCUGCAAGCAUUUUAGGGUGCAGAGACUUGACUUGGUGGGCCUGUGUGUCUAGGAGUGCAGAGGGAGGUUGGGAGGGUCGGGCGCGUUUGAGAUUUUUGUUGCAAAUCCUUUAUCAGAGUUGGUCCUCCCCUCUCCAGUGGCAGGCCUGCCUGGCAAGUGUUCUUGUAGAUACCUGUGGUGCUGGAGGGGUAUGGGGUGGCCUUGAGACUAAUCCAGGUUCAGCCUGGCCCUGCUGGGUUGUGCCGAGACUAGGACCAUUGGAAGUCCUCCAGGGUGUGGUUCUGACGGUUCUUGCCCGAUAUGUAAUCCCAUCGUCACUCGCAGGAAGCGUAGUUAGAAUGUGUGUAUCAACCUGUGUCUUGGUGACCAGUCUCUGAGCUGUGCGUUUGUACUACCACUGUAUUUGUGUACUUUAACAAUUGUGUAAAUAAUAAAUUCAUAAUGACUUCUACCUUU